Hydractinia symbiolongicarpus is the source of this 532-nucleotide messenger RNA. RefSeq lists its product as uncharacterized. The record is from RefSeq and is a predicted model, not a curated record. The transcript is spliced from 2 exons. Bases 20 to 412 code for a protein of 130 amino acids. Lineage: Eukaryota; Metazoa; Cnidaria; Hydrozoa; Anthoathecata; Hydractiniidae.
ACGGUAUGGUUUUAAAAUUAUGCGUCUACAACACACGUUCAUGAUGUCAGCUGUAAAAUUCAUCGUGUUUGUUUUUCUCAUUGUUAGCGUUUGGCAAACAUCUUGUUCAAAACUGAGAUUGGGAUCGACAUGUAAAAGUAAAAAAGUAGUGAUUUUGCGUGGACGGUACGGAAAUUUAGUGGUUUGUCAUCAAAAUGUCGUGAAACGAUUUUAUAGAAGAGCAUUAAUCCGCAACAAGCCGUGCCCGAAAACUGGAAUAUUCCCAAGUAAAGAAUCGUCGACGGAGUUUUUGUACUGCACGAGAAAUGGAAACAGAAUUGGAUACUCAACAAAUGCACCACCACUCACGCACACGCGCACUCAUCUUGCAGCGUUUCACUGGAUUUACGAUUACGAUUGGGAGUGGUACUAAGUUACUCAAAACAACAUAAUGUUAGUUCUUGUUUUAUAUGAUUUGUAUACUUGUUUUGUAAAAUAUUAAACACGUACAAGGAAUAAAAACAAAGAAGAUAUUAUUAUACUUGAUUCUCAA